Physella acuta is the source of this 1969-nucleotide messenger RNA. RefSeq lists its product as uncharacterized. Lineage: Eukaryota; Metazoa; Mollusca; Gastropoda; Physidae. The record is from RefSeq and is a predicted model, not a curated record. Gene Ontology annotation, biological process: mitophagy by internal vacuole formation; mitochondrial protein catabolic process. Gene Ontology annotation, cellular component: mitochondrial outer membrane.
GGCAAUGCCAAUUUCAGCCAAGAUGCCGGUGGGCGGAAGUGAAAAUGUCUGGAGAACUGGUCACUGGAUCGAAUCGUUUUCCGAAGAAUCGCUGAACCUUGAGGCAGCAGAUCUGACCCCGCCGUUCGCAAUCAGGAAGUUGGCGAGUCUGUUCGACAGGAAGCGAUUUGUUGACUGUGCCGGUCUGAUCCAGCGUCUGAGGGGGCUGACAUUGGCAUCCAUCUUGACGGCCAUUCCGGUACAGCGCAUGCAUGACGAACUUCCGGCUAGUUUGCCGGUCCUGGAGGUACUUUACAUAAAGACUUACAGCUUCUACAAGAGUGAUUUCCCCACGGGUCAGCUGAUGUCUGACCAGCUGGUCAAGCGAGUUAUCGCCCUGUUCACCCUACACUGUAGCACUGACCGACAUGAGAACAUCAGACGCCACAUCCCUCAGUGCCGGACUAUCAUAGCCAUCAUCGCCAGGCUAGACCCGAACCUGAGGAGAACUAUCCAGCAGAGGAAGCGAGCUAUAGACAGGUGUGUGAGGAACAUGGGCAAACACGGGCUGAUCGAGAGCUCAGGUGGGAAGCUCAUGUCGCUCUUUGACGCCCUCAAGGUCGAGCUGGAGAAGGUCAUCAUCCAGUACAGGUGCGUGCUACAGAAGAUCGAGGGCUUUAACCUCGCCUCCAGACACGCUACAUCCGGGGCUGUGGCCGGUGUCCAGGCUCCAAGUGAUUCCAGCCAUUUCCGGAUGAUGCAGAUUAACAGGGAGGACGUUCUAAACCGAGUCAUCCGCAACAAAAGUUUAUUCGAUGUCGUAGACUCGACCCAAGGCGACCAACAUUUGAGCCGAUUUAUUCAUCUCCUCAAGCAGAGGAUCGAGUAUGACAAGAUUCUACUACUUCACGACGCUGAGAUAAGAAAGAUGAGCGAGGGUAUCCUAACAGGCGAAUCCUAUCUAUCCCUAACGCUAUCCCAGUUCUCCCGAGGCUACGGGUUCCUGUUGGCCAUGUUGUCUGAGCUGGAUGGACACAAUGACGUGGACACCACGGCAGACGAUGACGACAUGUCGUGGUCAAGUGUCCAGUCAGUUCUAGACCAAAGUCACAUCCUCAGCUUUCAUCCAAUUAUUCCAAAACAAAAUGGAUUCUCACGACAUCAUGAUAUAGAAAGACUCGGAGCAUCGGGACAGCGCCACGCGAACCACCGUAAGUCCUCCAAUAAUCACCCACCGGGCAGGAUGGAAACCAACACUGAGGGGCCCAAUACAUUUACAAAUGGCAGCACUGCAAGUCCAGAAGGUGGCGCGAAUUUAGAAGAGGAAGUACGGUUCCUAAAGGAAGAGUUAGCAGCCUCUCGUCAGAAGAUCGCUCAGCUAGAGGAGCAGGAGAAACAGCUGAGGCAGAGGCUAGCCGAACAGGUUCACAACCAGUUCACGACCAAGCCGAGUCACGUGUUUGAGAACGUCAACAUGGGGUCCCACCGGCCCACCAGCCUCAUCAGGGCCUACGAUGACCUCUACAGGGAGGGGAGGGUGGACACCCUAGACGCCCUAGAUGAACUUCCGGAAUUGCGCGGUCUUGACAUUCUUAAGAUGAAAAUAUUAUUCUCAGUUGUUGUGCUGUCAUUUCGCUGUGUACAACAGACCCUCCACCAACUAAAACUAAAACUACGCCAUCUUUUAUGCCUACCUACCGCGGGCCCUGCCGACAACGUCUCUUCAGAAAUGGAACAGCACAUCAAUAACUAUUUAAUUCGAUCUAUCGAACGCUUCGAGAUGGCCCCAAUCAUACAUGAAGUCUCGCAGAACAUACAUGCCACACUGUACGACUACCCCGGCCUGAGGACUUGUGUGGGGCUGGACGAGUUCACAAAAAUGACCGUCAGGCUGGCCUGGGGUCUGUCAGUACAAAACCCACCCUUUUUCAUCGCCUAUGACUCUCGGAAAUUUCAGGUAAGAAAAACAGGAAGUUCCAGAAUCAUUUAA